Molecule: messenger RNA, 4389 nt
Organism: Penicillium egyptiacum
Lineage: Eukaryota; Fungi; Ascomycota; Eurotiomycetes; Eurotiales; Aspergillaceae
Source: the annotation of a GenBank genome assembly
AUGGCCUCAUUCAAUUGGGAUUUCUCUGGAUCUCGCGGUUUCUCACAACUUGUUCUUCUUUUGUUGAUAUCUUUUGUAACCGCCUCAGUCAUUCCUGUUUCGAAUUUGAAUGUGGAAAGGCAACUGUACAAGAAAGACGACAAGCCGUUCCAGCUUAGAAUCUUGCCACUUGGUGCUUCUCUUACCUAUGGAUAUCUCUCUGAGAGCGGAAAUGGCUAUCGCAAACCUCUUCGAGAUCAGCUCAGGUUUGAUGGCUGGGAGGUGGACAUGGUUGGAACCAAAGCCCAUGGAAACAUGAAGGAUAAUGAAUGCGAAGCCCAUUCCGGCGACACCAUUGAUACGAUCAAAGAGGCAGCACAGAAGUCUCUGCCGUACAAACCAAAUGUCGUUCUCAUCAAUGCUGGAACAAACGAUUGCAGAUUGGAAAUCAAAAUUCCCGAGACUGGGGAUCGCUUGCGAUCCCUGAUCAACACCAUCAUUAACGCCGAUGGAAUGGAGAAAACAACCAUUGUUCUGUCUACUCUGAUUCCGUCUGAGGAGAAAAAUACGAAAAUUCACCGCAUUCCGGUUAAUGAGCAAAUCCGUGACCUUGUCAAAUCUAUGCGUGAUGACGGUGUCAAUAUUGUUCUGGCGGACAUGGAUCCUCCUGCGCCUGCUGGUGCCAAUGGGUGGCUCACAUUUCCUGAUGGCUUUGACCACGACGGAACGGUCGAUGAUACUCAUCCUAACGACUAUGGCUACAGUAAGAUGUCUCGCAUCUGGUACAAUGCCAUCAACGUGGCCCAUAAGCAGGAUCUCAUUGAAGGACCUGGGGUGAUGUCUACGUCUAAUACUUGUGACAAAGAGUAUGGCGAUGGUAUCUACGGUGGUCUUACACAGAAGGGUAGUGGCGAAGACGAUGGAAUCUACUAUCAUUCUAGUGAAUCCAAGGGUGUCAUCUUGGAGUACGAGAUUGACAAUGAUGAUCCCGGAUAUACGGGUUUCAUGGGUUUGUUUCGCAAUGAUCGUGAUGAUAUGAUAAGAGCGAAAGAGGUAAAUGAAGUGUGGUUACAUACAGUGUGGAGGAACACUGGAUCGGACAAUCCUCGAUUUAAGCAGAUGGACGGUUAUCUCGAUUUUGAGGACGGUUGUCACCCUCGUGGAAUACGCUGGAUUGAUGGCCGAGCGGACUGGGUGUGGGUCGAUGAUGACGGAGCUGUCACAACAUGGACAAAUUCUCGAAGUUGCAUCAAAGGAAAAGAGGGUGACGGUCUCAAUGUUGUCUGGCGUCAAGGCUUUCAAAAAGGACACAGUUCGGGGCCGACCCACAGCGGUAUGACUGGCUUUGACAAGGAUCAAGUCUCUCGAGAUAGGAUUCAAUUUGCAAGAGUAUACGCAACCUCGCAGGACUUUGGCCUGCAUAGUCGUGCGGAUUAUUUGUUCACCGAGGCAGACGUGGGAAAGAAAACGACUACAAUUAAGUGGCACGCAUUCAAGAACACUGGAAGUGGAGCCACCAAGAUCAAAUCCGAUGGCAAUCGUUAUUGUAACAUGAUGGGACACGACAACGGUAUGAUGGACUAUGUCUGGAUUCUAUCCAAGGGUAGUAUGCAUAUAUACCCAAACAAAGGUCUCAGCAGCGCGCCUGACGAUGGCACAAGUUUCUGGGGGCCCAAUAAGGACAUAUUCGAUCCCCACACCACCGGACCCAAAAAGGACCUGAGCCGCCGAGAUCUUCAUCUCGUCGAUUGGGAUGGAGAUGGAGCCUGCGACAUUGUCUGGACAGACCCGGAUAACAAAAACCGUGUCAGUUUAUGGAUCAAUAAGAUCAAAGACACUGGAGACUUCAAUUGGGAGUACCAUUCAGACCCAGCUUCGGAGCUUUACUGUCCCGAAAAACGUGGAAUGGGCCAAUUCGAUAACCCGGUUCAUAUGGCCGAUGUCUCGGGAAGUGGAAGAGCUGAUUACCUUUGCGUUGAAAAGGAUGGUCGGUCUUGGGGAUGGACUCAAUCUGAAACCGGGUCUUGGGAGUAUAUUGAUCAGUUCAAGUUCGCCGAGGGAAUGGAUCGUGCCAAUCUUCACUGGGCAGACGUCAAUGGAGACGGAAAAGCAGACAUGAUUCACACCGACAAGUUCAAUGGAGAUGGCUCGGUCUGGUAUAACAAAGGCCGAAAGGACAUUGGAGGGUCCCGCUACUGGUGGGAUCCUGUGGGCAAUAAGUUUCAAGGUGCUGUUGAGGGCUCUUGUACUUAUUUCCCAGACUUGGAUGGAAAUGGCCGCGCUGAUAUGCACUCAAUAAUCCACUCAAUUGACAACACUGCGAAAACAUGGUUCAGUCGGUGUGGUCGCGCGGACAAGACGGGCGAUGAUGGACCCAUCGAGCACCCAGAUCUUCCUGUUAUUCCUGACGCAGGCAACAUUUACAACCCCAAAUUGACUUGGGGAGGCACAGGGAAUUCUGUGUGCAGCGCGAGUCAAAAGCCACUUAUCUUAACGGAGUACCGAGGCGCACUUCAACUAGCUGCAGCGGCUGAGAACAAUCCAACGGGUUAUGGUUAUUACCAAGACUUUUUCUCUCCAGGUGUCAGAAACAAACCAGAUUUUUUGCAGGGUGUAUCUCAUGUCUACAAUAGGAUUGGCUUCAUGCUAGAUGGCACUGCUGCCGGGUUUCAAUAUGUGAUCACUUGUGACGACACAACAGAAAAUUGCAAGCGUGGGGAUCUCGCAUAUAUGAACGCAGGCAAAAAAGUGAUGAAUAUCUGCAGUGGAUUUUUCAACAACCCUGAUAUCACCCCCACGGGUCAAAAAAUGACAAAUCGACCGGCCGACAUUAGGGAGGCGCAUCAUGUUCGAGGAGCCAUUUUGCUGCAUGAGAUGACUCACUCCAAAUAUGCAAUGAGUGCAUUUGGGGGUGCUAAGGCCUGGGAUUAUGCGUACGGAGCAGAAAGUUGCUUACAGCUUGCUGCAGAUACUUUCAAUAGAGGGUGCCAGAAGUAUGCAAACAAUAAUGGGGGAGUACUGUGUCCAGACCCAAGCAAUCCCAAGACUGAUGGAAAAUGUGACCCAGAUUUUUCGUUGAAAAACUCUGAUACAUGGGCCUUGGUUGCUGCUGGGAUUUUCUUCAGUGACUUAUGGGGUGCCAAGAUCCCUCUCGCGUCUCCUAGCCCUCCUGCAUUGACUACUGAUUGCGUACCGAAUGAUGACAUUAUGUUCGACAGUGGAAGUGGAUAUGAGAUUGCGGAUAUGGUUUCAUUCGGAGACUCCUUUGCCGCAGGCAUGGGUACUGAUUCUACGUCUACCGAUAGCUGCCGGGUCGGUGGUAAUAACUAUGGCGGUCUGAUUCAAAAGCAUUAUUCAGGAGCAGGGGACCCGGUGUCGAUCGAGAAAAGGGUCUGCUCAGGUGAUACCACAUCCGGUCUUGAGAAACAAAUCGAGGACUGGUCUAGUACCGGCUCUGCUAACCUGGCAACAUUGACUAUGGGAGGAAACGACCUUGCGUUCGCUGACAUUGCGUGGAAUUGUCUCUUGACACCAAAUACUGCCCGUUGGGCAUCAACUUAUCGGCAGUGGUGUAUAGAGUCCGAGGAUAAAGCCCGCAAAUUGAUGAACGAUGACGGGGAGGAUGGCCUACGCCACAAGCUCAAAACUUUGUAUAAAAGCAUCAUUGCCAAGGCCUACCUGCCUGAUACAAAGCUCUUUAUCACCGGUUACACAGGUUUCUUCAACCAAGAUACCACUGACUGCGCCGACAGCAGCUUCCAUUACCUCUGGGGUGGCUACAAACCCCCAUCUGACUGGUUCCUCAACCGAAUUGUUUACCUCACGACAGAUCUACGCACAGAGCUCAAUACCCUUGUCACUCAGUUGAACAAUGUGAUUGAAGAUGCUGUCAGGGACGCCAAUUCGGAGUUGGCGACAGCAAGUGUCUACUAUGUCGAUGUUCAACAGAAAUUCGACACACACCGCUGGUGUGAACAAGGAAUUCAUGAGCCCGACGCCAAAGCUCCGAAUACCUAUUUCUUUUUGAGUGCAUGGAAUGAUAUUCCUCUGGGCAAAGAUGAGGUGGCGGCGUCUGAUUCUGAUGACUCCGAUGACGUCUCAUUCUUGCAGCAAACAGGAAUUAUUCUCCCAGACGCGUCGAACUGCAAAGAGACACUGGGAGAAAACCCAGAUCCAUAUCAAAAUUGGCUGUGUCUUGCUGCGAGGGAUAUUGCGGAUGAACCAAAUGGAACCCUGGCUUGGUCCUACGGCAAUGCAACUCAGGCUCUCAAAGAUGGAGAUUUUAACAGUCAAGAGAUCAGUUACUGGUCCCCUACUCGACAAAUCAAGGCGUUCCAUCCACGCAGUCCUGGAAUGGCUCUCUAUCGUGAUGCUAUAUUGGAGAAGAUUGAAUCUUCGUUUGACAAGUGA